AUGUCGACUCAGCCAAACUCGCGCCAGGCUGCCAACUCGCUCUCAACUCCUUCACAACAGGGUACACUCGCGUAUGCUUAUCGACGAUCGGUCGUUGCACUUCAAAGCGUGUUUGGCGGCAACACAGAUUCGCAAUACGCCGAACGAGAGCCGCUACUGAACGGUGAUGAGCUCCAAGCCAACGCUGGCGCAUCGGCUUCAAACGGCAACGCCGGUUACGGUGCCGUAGCCUCGGCGUCACGUUCACAAUCGUCGCGUCCUCGCAUCCGCAAACCCAAAAAGGUCAUCUCGCAAAGCAAGGUGGAAGCCAAGGUGUGGUUCGCCAACGAACGUACCUGGAUUUCGUGGUUGCGCGUCUCGAUCCUGAUCGGUUCUUUUGCGCUUGCCCUGUUCAACUCGGACACGUUUUUCAAGGACCACGCGGACAAGCAUCGCGAUCAUCGCUCCAACUACCUCUCCUCGGGCUCCAUCAAGGCGUUUGGUGCUGUCUACGCUGGUAUCGCCGUUCUCACUCUGCUGUGGGGCUUGUACAGCUACCAGCGACGUGUGACGCUGAUCAAGACAAAAUACCCGGGCAACUUUGACGACCUCAUUGGCCCACCGCUCAUCUGCGCUGCUCUCUUUAUCGCCGUGUUGCUCAACUUUGUCAUCCGUGUCAAGCAGCACAAUUACGAGUCACACCAUUGA
Messenger RNA from Mycosarcoma maydis (corn smut), 687 nucleotides. RefSeq lists its product as uncharacterized. The transcript has a single exon. The record is from RefSeq and is a predicted model, not a curated record. Lineage: Eukaryota; Fungi; Basidiomycota; Ustilaginomycetes; Ustilaginales. Gene Ontology annotation, cellular component: fungal-type vacuole membrane; vacuolar transporter chaperone complex. The coding region runs from base 1 to 687 and encodes 228 amino acids.